Molecule: messenger RNA, 1386 nt
Organism: Sipha flava (yellow sugarcane aphid)
Lineage: Eukaryota; Metazoa; Arthropoda; Insecta; Hemiptera; Aphididae
Exons: 2
Coding region: 1-1386 (461 amino acids)
Cellular component (GO): extracellular region
Source: RefSeq, a predicted model, not a curated record
AUGACGGCGGUGCGCGCGGACAGGCGUUACGAUCACCACGUGCUGGGCUCGAGCGCGGCGUGGCCGUGCCCGUACGACCCGCGAGCCGUCAUCCACACCCGGUUCCAGAUGACGCGCAACGGCCGCGUGCUGCUCGCGUCCCCGCGUUUCCGUCCCGGCGUCCCGUUCACGUUGGGCUGGUUCCGCGCGGCCACGGCCACCCGGCACGUCGUCGAGCCGGAGGUGCUGCCGUUGCCGCGGGCCCGACACUCGCACCGGGCGUCCGUCGGUGGCGCGGGCUGCGUCCGGUCGCUCGUCAACGUCGUCGACCUGUGCCUGGACAGCACCAAAGACGUUCUGUGGCUGUUGGACGCGGGCGUGGUGAACACGAUGACGGACACGCCGAGACGCGUGGCCGCGGCCAAGAUCGUCCGACUCGAGAUCAACGACGACGGCGACGACGACGACGACGACGACGAUCUAAAGACCCCGUACCAGACGUUCGAGAUCGAAACGGACGCGACGAACGGCCGCGGAGAGUCGGCGGCGGCCAAGUCGUGUCUGCAGUACAUCCUGACGUUCCACUCGCGGCACGCCGCCGGCGGCCACUACGCGUUCGUGGCGGACGCGGGCCACAGCUCGGUGCUGGUGCUGAACACGGGCACGGGCGCCCGCGGGUCCAUCGACUUCCCGGAACGGGCGGUCGGGUCGGGCGCGUCCCGGGACGUGAUGUUCAUGGUGAUACUGCGCAAGAGCAACGGCCGCGCCGGGCUGUACGCCACGUUCCUGUCCGGUUGCCGGAUGUUCGCCGUGGACCUGGAGCACGUGGACCAGUACGCGACCGUCCGGCCGGCCGUCACGGUCGUCGGCCGCAAGCCGUUCCGGAUCGCCGUGCUCGGGUCGGACACCGGGAGCCGGAUGUUCUUCCGGCGGCCCGCCGAGAACGAGAUAUGGACGUGGGACGUCAACUGCCCGUUCCACCUGGUCGGCUUCCGGCUGGUGUCCAAGGGCGCGGACUGCCGGGCCCCCGUGCACGUGGCGCCCGGUUACGACGGGAUCGUGUACGUGUUGCGCAACAACUUCGCCGACUACGUGCGCAACGGUACCGGGUCGCUAGGCGCGUACACGCUCGUGCAGCCCGUGUCCGUUUUACCGCCGUCGAACUGUUCGACGAACACCGCGUCCGUGGCGACGACGGAGACACCGGCUUGGACGCGGAACACCGCGCAGACCGGUGCGAGGACAACGAGAACGACAAGUCGCGCGACACCGACCGUCACGACACCGACCGCGACGACACCGACCGCGACAACGACGACGACGUCGGCAGUCACAACGCCGGGGACGACGUUGACGACCUUCGGUGACGGCGACGACGACAGAGGUUGCCAGUGUAACAACACUUAG